AUGAAAUCAGAAACGUCCCUUAUAUUCUUCAAUACUUUAGACACAAACAUACUAAUAAUAAAACCAACACCAACAAACAAAGCAGAAACAAGAAAAUGCAAUAAACCAUUUUCUCCUCCCACACAGGUAGUGGUGAUUGAACCUCCCUCAAGCAUAAAGUUGUCUCUUCACACUGGGAAGCACCUGGACAUCACUCUCCCAGCUGAUGAAGGAAGCUCCUUGCACCUGUCUUGUGUGGUGAACGGAGGACGCCCACGACCCCGCGUGUGGUGGACGCUGAAGAACGAGAGUCACGAGGUCAUCCUGGACGAGUCGUGGGAGCCGCUGAACAAAGAACUGACCAAGAACGACCUGAUGUUGCCUCACCUGAAUCACGAACUGCACCAGGAUCGCCUCGUCUGCCACGCCAGCAACACCAAUAUCUCUCUGCCUCUCACCGCGUCCGUCACCUUGCUUCUUAACAUGGCACCCCGACUGGUGCGCAUCACGGGGAUUCCUUCGACGCUCCUCGCCGGCGACCGCUACCGCGUGUGGUGCGAGGCGCUGGGGAGCCGACCGGCGCCUACCCUCACCUGGACUAUUCGGCGGCCGCAUCGUCUCGAGGAGGUGCUCGCCACGCAGGAUCUGUCGCAGAGGAACGUGAGUCGCGGCCGUCAGGAGCUUGAAAUCAGCUGGAGCGACCACGGGGCGACUCUCAGCUGUUCUGCCGCGAGCCCUGCCCUGCCCUCUCGCAUCGUCACCAACACUACCGUUUUCGACGUCCACUUCGCCCCCCGGCUGCACCUGACGCUCGGAAGGAUGCUGAAGGCGGAGGCGAUAGAGGAGAAGAAAGACGUCUAUUUCCGGUGUUCCGUCACAGCCAAUCCCAAGGUGUACAAGAUCACGUGGUACCACAAUGACGAAAUAGUACAGCACGACCGCUCAGCCGGCGUGCUAGUAUCCGACGACCACUUGGUACUGCAAAAGGUUCACCGGCGCUGGAGUGGGACCUUUGUCUGCCGAGCUUCCAAUGUUGUGGGGGACGCUACCUCCAACGCCCUCUCGAUCACUGUCAGAUACGCCCCUCUCUGUUCCUCGUCGACCACGGGCGUGUACAGGGUCGCCCUCGGGGAUGAGAUAACCCUGCCGUGUCGAGUGCUAGCUCACCCUCCAAAUGUGACCUUCUCGUGGACUUUCAUGAACUCCUUGACUGAGCACGAGCGAGUGGCAGGAGAGCGUGUAACGUGGAAGGGCCUUGAAUCGAGACUUCGCUAUCUCCCAGAGAAGACUCAAGAUUACGGAACCCUCCACUGCUGGGCCAGUAAUGUUGCUGGGAACCAGAAGGAACCUUGUGUGUUUACCGUUAAGCCUGCAGGCGUCCCCUCCCCUCCCCUCAACUGCACGGUAAGCAACCAGACCUGGGAAAGCGUAGAAGUGACCUGUGGCGACGUCACUUCCGUCUACGGGUCGCGGCCAGGUCAGGGUCACAGCGGAGCCACGGGUCACGGCGGGGGAGCAGGGGGUCACGGGCUGGUCCUCUCACCGACGCCCAGUGACCCCGCGGAGUUGGUUCAGGACGCUGAUAAGCCGAGAUAUCUAGUGACGGUGCACGAGCGGCUGUCCAAAGCUGUAACACACAAUUUCUCAGGUGACGUAGGAAUGUUCGUAGUGAGCGGCCUGACCCCUGGGAUUGACUACCUCAUCACGGUGGUCAGAUUUAACAGUCACGGAAGGUCAGCGCCUAUCACCCUCGAGGCCUUCACGCUACGUACGGCGGAAAACAGGAUGAGAGAGAAGGACGAGGGCGGAGACAGUGCCGUGCUGGGCGUGGCGGCCGGUGUCGUGGGCGCCGUCCUCGUGCUCGUGGUCGUCGCCGUCAUCAUCACCCUCAGGUCGCGCCGCCCACGCUCCUCCACGCCCACCAAGAGCACCCACCUGCCGUCGGGCGAGGCGUCGGAGGAUGUGGUGGGGCUGGAUCACCCAGACCUGCUGGAGGCGAAGGCGCACGUCGGGCAGCCCGCGCCGUACAGGGCGGCAGAGGUCACGCAGGCGCUCUUAUCCCAGAGUCGACCGCUGGAGGAAGAUGCUCUGACCCCUGCCUCCGUUUCCCCCACCGCCCACAUCGAGUACCUGCCGUGCGAGGGCUCCGACUCCAUUUCCCCCACGGUGAGGCCCCAUCCAAGGCUCUACGUUCGCGCGGAGGGACACAGCAGCCAGCAGGAGAGCUUUCUCUAAAGAGCUCCUUCUUCUGUAGCUGUUGGCCGGGUUGGCAGUGGUGCUCACGUGACCCUCUUAGCUACGUCGUGUGGGGAAGUCUUUAUACAUAUAUAUUUUUUCGAGAAAGUUUGACCUCCCUCAACAUUAACAGUUUGUAUAUGGCGAUGUUCUUGGGUGUUAUUACAUGAUUUGACAGUGUUGUCUGCGGAGGCGAGCAGCAACCUCAAAGAGACAGUCAGUGUUCAUAAGAACCGUACGUUUUAUCAGUGUUCUUUGGGUGUAUAGUGGUUAACAGAGAUUAUUCCGAUGCUUCACCUUAAUGGAAUGUUAUUACUUAUUAUAUCAUAUAAAAAAAGGAAACUUUUAUCAAUUCAGUUUUCCCUUUUUUCUGUGUGGUCGGAGGUGCAAGUUUUAUAAGUUUUGAUAAGUCGAUCAACACAAAUUUUAUCAUUGAAGUUUAAGAAUUUAUGUAUUAUAGUUUAUAUAUAUUAUAUAUAGAUAUAUAUGUAUAUAAAUAUAUAUGCACAUAUACAUAUAAAUAUACAUAUAUAUGAGAGAGAGAAAACCUAUGGAAAGUCAUUGAAGGUGAAAGAGAAAUAUAUUUCCUUUGAAAAGAUGGAUCAUCUGGCUAUAUUUUUCGCAAGUAAAGUGUUUGUACAUUAGUGGUAGUGGGACUGUUUUUGUUGGAAAUUGUGGAUGUUAGUACAUUUUAUUUGUUAAGGCAAAGUUUAUAUGCUCUAUAGAAACCCCGUUAAUAUCAACUAUUGUACAUUGAGAUGGAGAGAGAGCAGCUAACCCCAUGCUUUUUUGUGUCUACCUCUAUGUGUACAUAAGACCAUUCUUCAACUAAACGGUGUACAUAUGACUGUCCUUCCACUCACAAAUGUACAUAUGUUUCUCUCUGCUAUCAUAUGUAUAUAAAUGUCCUUCCACUACCAUGUGUACAUAAUACUGGUUCUUCUCACAGAAUAAUAUGAAGUGUACAUAUAUCUGUCCUUCCAAUAAUCAAGAUUAUUAUUGUAUACAUAUAUUCAACAACAUUUGGCCAAUUUGUGCGUAGGGAAAAGAUGAGAAUUUGAUUUUUUCUAGUUACAGUUUUCCUAAUCUGUCUUCCUGCUGUCUUUGUUUACCUUACGUUAUUUUGUUUGUUUGUUGUUGUUGUUGUUGGUUACCUUAUCUCUUGCGCUUUAUCGGAAUCUCUUUUCUCUCUCUCUCUCUAAGUUAUCGACUUUGCGUGUUCUCUCUUUCAUUUUCAACAUUUCUUUUUUCUUCUUUUCAUCAACUAUCUCUAUUCCCUAUAGUCUUUUUUAUUCCUCCCUUCGUACUCUGCUCUCCUUACGUUCCCAAUUCCUAUAUAUCCACCCUUACCUUAUUCCUUCUACGUCUCCUUUAUUUAUUCACCUCCCUCGUGCCUCAUUUGCAUACCCAUAUCUCAUUUUCCUUUCCAUUUUCUAACUGUGAUUAUAUUCUCACAUGCAAUCAGCUCUCCAGGAUUUUUCGUUUUGCAUGACGGUCCUGUGGUACGAUUAUUUGUAUUUUAUCUUGUUUGUCUGUAAUUCCUGAUGGCUUUUGUUGCUUUGUU
This is a messenger RNA of Penaeus chinensis, 3778 nucleotides long. Its product is annotated as hemicentin-1-like. The transcript has 14 exons. Bases 1 to 2214 code for a protein of 737 amino acids. Gene Ontology annotation, molecular function: protein binding. The record is from RefSeq and is a predicted model, not a curated record. NCBI's taxonomy places the organism in Eukaryota, Metazoa, Arthropoda, Malacostraca, Decapoda, Penaeidae.